GCGAUAGUUGGACUGCUUGUGUGUUUUCCACGUUCAGCCACCACCAUGAAGACGGAGUUCAAGUUCUCCAACCUCUUGGGCACCGUCUAUUGCAGAGGCAAUCUGCUAUUCACGCCUGACGGAACUUGCCUUCUUUCGCCCGUGGGCAACAGGGUCACAGUCUUUGAUCUGGUCAAUAAUAAAUCAUAUACUCUUCCAUUUGCGCAUCGGCGAAAUAUUACUCGCAUUGCCUUGACACCCCGCGGCAACCUGCUUCUGACGAUUGACGAAGAUGGUCGAGCAAUUCUGAGCAACUUCCAACGCCGGGUUGCACUGCAUCACUUUUCGUUCCGAGCUCCCGUAUCAGCUCUGGCCUUUGCUCCUUCAGGCCGUCAUUUCGCUGUUGGAGUAGAGCGCCAUGUCGAGGUCUGGCACACCCCUUCGACUCCCGACACCAAUGCCGAGGGCGAGCUGGAGUUUGCGCCUUUCGUCCGUCAUCGCGUCUACGCCGGACACUACGAUAAUGUUCAAAGCAUCGAAUGGUCCAGCGAUUCGAGGUUUUUCUUGAGUUCAUCAAAGGACUUGACAGCACGGAUAUGGAGCUUGGACCCAGAAGUAGGAUUUGAGCCGACAACAUUGGCAGGCCACAGAGAGGCAGUGCACGGGGCAUGGUUCUCCAAAGACCAGGAAACAAUAUGGACCAUCAGCCGAGACGGCGCCCUCUUCCAAUGGGCGUAUACGCGCAAGCCGGGAGCGCCGGAGCCGGAGGAGGAUGAAAUGGAAGACGAUGCAAAUAUGAACUGGAGAAUCACACAGAAGCACUAUUUUUUGCAAAAUAAUGCCAAGUUGACAUGCGCGGCAUUUCAUCCGGAAACCAACUUACUAGUUGCCGGCUUCUCGAACGGAAUAUUUACGCUCUAUGAGCUCCCAGAGUUCAACAUGAUCCACACCCUGAGCAUUUCUCAAAAUGACAUUGACUUUGUAACUCUCAACAAGACCGGAGAAUGGCUAGCAUUCGGUGCAUCGAAGCUCGGCCAGCUCCUCGUCUGGGAAUGGCAGUCAGAGUCUUACAUCCUUAAGCAACAGGGACACUUUGAUGCUAUGAACGCCAUUGCAUACUCCCCUGAUGGUCAACGUGUUAUCACCGCCGCCGAUGACGGAAAGAUCAAAGUCUGGGACGUCAACUCCGGUUUCUGUAUCGUCACCUUCACCGAGCACACCAGCGGCGUAACAGCCUGCGAAUUUGCCAAGCGUGGCAACAUCCUUUUCACAGCCAGUCUCGAUGGCUCUGUCCGCGCAUGGGACCUUAUUCGAUACCGCAACUUCCGAACCUUUACCGCGCCUACGCGACUCGCCUUCUCCUCGCUCGCCGUCGAUCCUAGUGGUGAAGUUGUCUGCGCAGGAUCUCUCGACGACUUCGACAUUCACGUCUGGUCCGUCCAAACCGGCCAACUGCUCGACCAACUCGCUGGCCACGAAGGUCCCGUAUCCAGCCUUGCCUUCACUGCCGACGGCGGCUCCCUCGUCAGCGGCAGCUGGGACCACACCGUUCGCGUAUGGAGCAUUUUCGGGCGGACUCAAACCAGCGAACCUCUAAUCCUCCAGGCCGACGUGCUCUGCGUCGCUGUCCGCCCCGACUCACUACAAGUCGCAGUGUCAACUCUCGACGGACAACUCACAUUCUGGUCCAUUGGCGAAGCCGUCCAGCAAGGCGGUGUCGACGGACGACGCGAUAUUUCCGGCGGCCGUAAAAUCUCCGACCGCCGCACCGCGGCCAACGCCGCCGGCACCAAGAGCUUCAACACCAUCGUCUACAGCGCCGACGGCUCCUGCGUCCUCGCCAGCGGCAACAGCAAAUACAUUUGUCUGUACUCUGUCACAACGGGCUCCUUACUCAAAAAGUACACCGUCUCCAUCAACCUCUCUCUCGACGGCACCCAGGAGUUUCUCAACAGCAAGCUUCUCGGCGAAGCCGGCCCUGCCGGCCUCAUCGACACUCAGGGCGAAGCGUCCGACCUCGAAGACCGCAUCGACCGCACCAUGCCCGGCGCCAACCGAGGCGAUCUCGCUGCGCGCAAACAACGGCCUGAAGUCCGCGUCCCCGCCGUUUCGUUCAGCCCCACAGGUCGCGCAUUCUGCGCGGCCUCGACUGAGGGCCUGCUCAUCUACUCUCUCGACACCACGACCCAGUUCGACCCUUUCGAUCUCGACAUCGACAUCACCCCUGCCACGACCCUCGCCACGCUGCACGAAGAGAAGAACUACCUCAAGGCCCUUGUCAUGGCGUUCCGCCUCAAUACCGCAGGCUUGAUUCAGCGCGUCUAUGAAGCCAUUCCCGUCGAUGACAUCCCCCAUGUUGUCGACGACUUGCCCACCACAUACUUGCCCCGUCUCCUCCGCUUUGUCGCCCACAAUACUGCCAAUUCACCACACCUGGAAUUCAAUCUCCUCUGGAACGCGGCCCUUCUUGGUCGCCGUGGACGAUGGCUCAAGGAUAAUGCGGCCAUGUGUGCGCCCGAAUUGCGUGUCGUGCAGAAGGCUAUUUCCUCGAUCCGGACAGAGUUGAUGAGAGUUGCCGAAGAAAACGUCUACACAAUCGACUAUCUCCUCGCUCAGCCCAAAGCUUCCGAUGUUUCAAACAAACUCGACCUGUUAACUUCGACUGCCCACGACGAUUCCAACGCCGCUAGCGUCGACGGCGAUGACGAUGAGAGCAUGGAAGAGGAAGACGGCUGGAUCGGACUGGAGGACUAAAUUUGUCUAGAAGACAAAAAUCCAUUAUCAGAAAUAUGGUUCAAAGGAAAUGUGGGGUGGAGUGGUAGAAUCAUAAAAGCAUCAUCAUUUCUUCGGGCGCUCAGAGGCGUUUAUUAGCAGUAGUCAUUUCUUCAUCCUUGGUUUCCUUUUCUUCCUCCCUUCCCUUCCCACUUGGCCAAUAUCGUAUUUCUUGGAAUUUGUGGGCUUUAUAUAUAUUUCUCCAUUUUCAUAUUUAUUUUCAUUUCCUUUUAUUUCAUUUCAUAUAUUAUACAUUUGUAAGACAACCGUAAGAGUUUAGGCCU
Molecule: messenger RNA, 3035 nt
Organism: Xylona heveae TC161
Lineage: Eukaryota; Fungi; Ascomycota; Xylonomycetes; Xylonales; Xylonaceae
Product: putative small nucleolar ribonucleo protein complex subunit
Exons: 6
Coding region: 46-2733 (895 amino acids)
Biological process (GO): ribosomal small subunit assembly; maturation of SSU-rRNA from tricistronic rRNA transcript (SSU-rRNA, 5.8S rRNA, LSU-rRNA)
Cellular component (GO): Pwp2p-containing subcomplex of 90S preribosome; small-subunit processome
Molecular function (GO): protein binding
Source: RefSeq, a predicted model, not a curated record